Messenger RNA from Lactuca saligna, 1155 nucleotides. NCBI's taxonomy places the organism in Eukaryota, Viridiplantae, Streptophyta, Magnoliopsida, Asterales, Asteraceae. The record is from the annotation of a GenBank genome assembly.
AUGGAUGCAACCGGAGAUAAUGAUUUUAAAGACGAUCAGAAGUCCAAACCUUUGACACCAAGAACUGUUCAAGAUAGUUUGCGGCCACUAAAGAACAGAGGCGACCAAAACGUGAUUAUCGGCAACACUAAAGAAGUCGGCGGUCGAAAGAGAAAUCUGGAGGGGAGGGGCUGUGCGAUCAGAAGAGAAGAGGAUGAAGACUACAAGGAGCCACCACUGGCGCCGUUUUUCGAGCCAUACGAGUUGUUGUCAUGGUCGUUUUACAGAGUCGGUAUCGUAGAGUUCAUCGCCACCUUCUUGUUGCUCUACAUCUCGGUGUUGACUGUAAUGGGUGUGGUCAAAUCUCCGACGAAAUGUGGCGCAGUGGGUAUUCAAGGAAUCGCGUGGGAUUUCAAUGGUAUGAUCUUCGCUCUUGUCUACUGCACCGCCGGUAUGUCAGUGUCUUGGAGCAAUCUGUGGUGUCGGAGUUGUGAAAGGGUUCGGGGUGAUGCGCAGUACACGACGUUAGGCGGUGGUGCUAAUGUCGUCGCCCAUGGUUACACCAAGGGUGAUGGUCCUGGUGUUGAGAUUGUUGGCACUUUCGUGCUUGUUUACAAUGUGUUCUCUGUAACGGAUGCUAAAAGAAGCGCCAGAGACUCCCAUGUCCCUAUUUUGGCUCCUCUUCCAAUUGGGUUUGCGGUGUUCUUGGUUCAUUUGGCUACCAUCCCCAUCACCGGAACUAGAUGUUGCUUCUUUGAAUCGGAAGAUUCAUGGAAGGAUUUUGAUAUAAAUAUCGACAUUAAACCUGAGAAGAUGGAAUCGACGUUUAGGGGCUUCUGUGAACGUUAUUCUGGAAGAAUGAAGAGUACACGUUCGACUUCAUUCAAGUCGAAGUUCAAGAACACAGUAAAGACGACAUUGAAUCUUGAAGAUGGCGGUGAUGAUUUCGUUGCGGAACCUGAAGAACAAGUACAAAAAGAAGAAGAACACAUGAAACGAGAAAGAAGGUCAAAGAAAAAAUUUGAUAAAUCAGUUCCAGAAAAGAAAUGUCCUAAACCUUUAAAUGUACUACUUUUGGAAAGAGGGAUAAGGUCAAAGAGAAAAUAUGAGAGAGUUCAAAUUGUAAAAAAUUUAAAGAACAGUGGAAUUGAUGAAUUUGUCAAAGAGGAACAAUAA